CAUGUUUGUGCUUGUUGUAUCUGUGCAGUAAGAUGUUACGUCUUGUCAUAACCUGUGUUCUUUCAGCCCUGGUCAUCAGUACACAUGGAUGGGUGGCAUAUUUUUAUAAUCUUUCUCUCAGGAGUUGUUUCCUGCAGUCGUGAUCAGAUUCUUGGAUCGGUAUCAGAGGUGACCGUCAGACCAGGGGACAAUGUUACUCUCUAUUGUGACUGCAAAUUAUCAAGAGGAGUAUACAUAUUGUGGUACCGGACCUGCUCUCAUGAGAACCAGCCCGCUCUUGUUCUUAAAGCCUCACAAACGUUCCCUCGUUUUCAGUUUUUGAAGAACCAUUCCUCUGAAUCUUAUGACCUGCUGAUCAUGAACAUCACUGAUUCUGAUGAGGGUCUCUACUACUGUGGGACUGAACAGAUGAAGGUGGAAGAUGAAAAAUACAUCACUUCCAAAAAUGUCUACAGUUAUGGCAAUGUAACAAGGAUCCUAUUGAAUUCCAGACUGUGCCCUGACUCAAGCAGCGUUCCCAACCUAUCCUGGAUGAUGGUGAUGUUCUCGCCAGCCCUCACUGUUUUCUCCUCUUUCCUCUCCUUCAUUUUGGUUUAUCACUUCUGUCAGAAAACAGGUAAAGAACCUCAAAUUCAUCAGAAAAUACCUGACACCAGAGAACUAACAAGACAGAGUCAGGAUGAAGAUAUGUGUGUAACCCGAGUUGUGUUCUGGGCUAAGGAUCUACAAACACACCAUUAGACUGAGGAUGGAUAGCAUAGGCACAUUUACUUUGUUUAAAGCAGAAAGAAAAGAGAAUUAAAUGAGUUCAAUUUCAAAAAUGUUCAAAAUCAGGUCAACGGUUUAACUUGCCAUUUCCUCUUGUAGCUUUGUAUUCUUGCAUGUAUGUCCUGUGGUUUAAGACACAGUGUCAGUGUUCUUAGACCACCAAGUGAGUGAGCACAAGCUUUGUGGCUAAUUUGUUAUCAGGUUUAUAAUCAACCAGGCACAUUUUCACAUUUUUUUAAAAUUCGCUGUUCCUUUGGCCUGCAUCUUACAGCUUACAUAUUUUUUUAUUUUGAUUUUGAUUAGUUAUCAUCAAGUAAUAUGAAUUUGUUGUACUGUUUUACUUGUGGAAUAUUUUAAGGAUUCUAACUCUUGAUUGACUCUUAACUUAUUGUUAUUAUUACAUUUUAAAUCUAUGCACUUACUAGCUGAAUGCUAUUAUGAACAAAUUAUUAUUCCACUUUCCAUCUGUGGUUCCUUUUUCCUGUGAUAUGUUUUGAUGAAAUUCAGGUAACAGUGAGUGCAAAUGACUGACUGUAAAUGUAUGAAAUAAUUCAGGGAGAUUCAGUUUUCUACAACAGCAUGUUAAGAAAGAAAACUUUAUUGACCAUAAGUGUGUAGUAGAGGUUUUCGCUACCAGCCAACACUGGAAAGAAUGAUGCAGCUGAAAGUUUGUAAAAAGUGUGUAUACAACACAUGUUGUGUUCUGGGCUCAAGACAGACAAACACACCAGUAGGCAGAGACCAGACAGAAGAGGGGGUCUUCAAAGACAUCACACAGCAUGAAAUGAGUUUAAAACCAAAAGCUUCAAAUUCAGGUCCAGAGUUUAA
Lates calcarifer (barramundi perch) is the source of this 1596-nucleotide messenger RNA. RefSeq lists its product as uncharacterized. The coding region runs from base 85 to 741 and encodes 218 amino acids. NCBI's taxonomy places the organism in Eukaryota, Metazoa, Chordata, Actinopteri, Centropomidae. The transcript is spliced from 5 exons. Gene Ontology annotation, biological process: response to bacterium. The record is from RefSeq and is a predicted model, not a curated record.